Messenger RNA from Penicillium griseofulvum, 1383 nucleotides. RefSeq names its product oxygenase MpaB family protein. The transcript has 4 exons. Lineage: Eukaryota; Fungi; Ascomycota; Eurotiomycetes; Eurotiales; Aspergillaceae. Bases 1 to 1383 code for a protein of 460 amino acids. Gene Ontology annotation, molecular function: oxidoreductase activity. The record is from RefSeq and is a predicted model, not a curated record.
AUGUCUUUCAAGAGUGCUAAGAGUGGAAAUAGUACCGAAUGUCACUACUGGGGUUACUCCUUUCAUUGGACUGACCUCCACACCUCUGCUGCUGACUUCAAGCCGUUGAUACACAGCUACGAUUCCCUAGCCGACGAAUGUGUGGAUCGCUUGAACAGAAUUCCUUCCACAGACGAUGGCGCCGAUAAACGGCCUUUCAAGAAGGAUCUUUAUGGCUUACUGAGGGACCAUGCGGAGAAGGAUCCAAAGCUUAACGAACUCUGGACUGAAAUCAAUACAGUUCCGGAGUGGGUUGACUGGGAUCAAAUCCAACGGGCCCAGGAUGUUUUUUUCCGAUAUGGCCUUCCGAUUCUCAAUGUUCUCAACUUUGAAAGCUUACUUGGUGGAAUGGGUGCAAUACGAGUUGUCGAAACCCUUUCGCGAACCGGUGGUUUCGGAGCUAAAGUGGUACGCCGACGAUUACUCGAGACGCUUCAGCAUAUCCUUCAGGUUAACAACUCAGUGGAAGGCAUGAAGCCAGGUGGGGACGGCCACAUCUCAUGUGUUCGUGUCCGACUGCUUCAUUCCUCUGUUCGCAAGAGGAUCCUAAGUUUGGUAGACCAGAACCCAGAAUACUACGACGUCAAUAAAUACGGAACGCCAGUUAAUGACCUAGAUUGCAUCGGCACUAUCAACACAUUCUGCAGCUCAGUGGUAUGGCUUGGUCUUCCGCGACAGGGCAUCUACCUCAGCCAGCAAGAGACCGAGGACUAUAUCGCACUAUGGAGGCUAGUUGCAUAUUAUAUGGGCACACCUACUGACCCGUUGAAGAACACAGCGAAGGCUCGUGCUAUGAUGGAAUCCCUUCUAGUUUCUGAGAUCGAUCCCACUGAGACAGGAAAGGUCCUGGCGAAGAAUAUCAUUAUUGGCCUGGAGAAUACAGCGCCGGCAUUUGCAUCCAAGGAAUUCAUGGAAGCAAUGAGUCGACUACUCAAUGGAGAUCAACUCUCCGACGAGCUUGAUAUUCCUCGACCUAAUCUAUACUAUCGGAUGUUGAUCUGGGGAUAUUGUUUCUGGGUUAUGGGUUUUUCAUACAUCGUACCAAAGAUAUAUUUCCUUGACAGGAUGAUGAUUUCACUCCGCCGAAAGCGUUUUUACAGUCUUAUCCUCGAUAAGAAGACAGGACUUGGGGAAGAGUCGCUGUUUGAGUUUAAAUAUGUGCCUACUCUUACUCGCACUACUCGUUUGGGCCAGCGAAGAAGUACUAAAUUCGAGAAACGCGGCAUUGAAAGUCUGGCGCAAUUAGGUCUUCUGGCAGCUUUUACCGCAGUAGCCACUUUAAGUAUGGGCUUUGUCUUUGCGGCGAGGAUGGUUCCUUCGCAGCUCUUCAUGGUUGAAGCUUGA